UAAAGCAAGGUUCAGGGGACAGGAGUCCACUGCCUCUCAUUGGAAUCUCUUUUUUCAUAAAAAUCAAAGCUUUUAAUAACACGAGAGAGAGACAGUGAGAGAGAGAGAGAGAGGGAGAGAGAUGGCGAGAGAGUUUGCAUUGAACACCGGAGCUUCAAUUCCGUCUGUCGGCCUUGGCACGUGGCAGUCUGAACCUGGCCUCGUCGGAGAAGCUGUUGCCACUGCCAUCAAGGUUGGAUACCGCCACAUAGAUUGUGCACAAGUUUAUGGGAAUGAAAAAGAGAUUGGUGUUGUUUUCAAGAAGCUGUUUGAAGACGGUGUGGUGAAGCGAGAGGAUCUGUUCAUCACCUCGAAACUCUGGUGUUCUAAUCAUGCACCAGAGGAUGUACCUGAAGCACUGGAGAGGACUUUGAAAGACUUGCAGCUUGACCAUCUUGACUUGUACCUGAUCCAUUGGCCUGUCCGGACAAAGAAGGGUUCUGCUGGCUUUAAACCUGAAAAUUUCCUCCCAACUGAUAUACCUGCCACCUGGAAAGCCAUGGAAAACCUUGUUGAUAUUGGCAAGACUCGAGCUAUUGGUGUUAGCAAUUUCUCUACAAAGAAACUGGAAGAUUUGUUAAAAGUAGCUCGCAUUGCCCCUGCAGUCAACCAGGUGGAAUGUCAUCCUUCUUGGCAGCAGACCAAACAGAUGGAAUUUUGUAAAGCCAACGGGGUUCACUUGUCUGGAUAUUCCCCUCUGGGUUCUCCUGGCACUAAAUGGCUUAAAAGUGAGGUCCUUAAGAAUCCAGUUCUGGUUAUGAUUGCGGAGAAACUUGGGAAGACUCCUGCACAGGUUGCUCUUCGUUGGGGUAUACAGACUGGUCACAGCGUACUUCCUAAAAGUACAAACGAAGCACGGAUCAGACAGAACUUGGAGGUCUAUGACUGGUCAAUUCCAGAUGACAUGCUCAUUAAGAUCACUGAAAUUGAGCAGGCAAGACUUCUGAGGGGUGAUUUUCUUGUCCACGAAACUCUAAGCCAGUACAAGUCAGUUGAGGAACUCUGGGAUGGAGAAAUCUGAGCAGAAAACUCCAUGAAUUUCAAGAAAUUCACAUAUAUUGAUUUGAAGUAAGCUGCUUCUUGGUCUAAUGAUUAGUGGCUUGUCAUGAAAUGUCGUUGGAUUCCUUUCUUUUAGAACUUUUAUUCGUAUCUCAUGCUUUAUUACCGGAAACCUGCAGUUGGUAGUAUUAUAAUCUCAACUCGUGGAAGAAAUAUAUGUGCUUGUAAUAAAAUGCUCCUAAAUGAGAUUGUUGGGACAGGUAGAAA
This is a messenger RNA of Daucus carota subsp. sativus, 1305 nucleotides long. RefSeq names its product NADPH-dependent aldo-keto reductase, chloroplastic. The coding region runs from base 122 to 1060 and encodes 312 amino acids. NCBI's taxonomy places the organism in Eukaryota, Viridiplantae, Streptophyta, Magnoliopsida, Apiales, Apiaceae. The transcript has 7 exons. The record is from RefSeq and is a predicted model, not a curated record. Gene Ontology annotation, cellular component: cytosol. Gene Ontology annotation, molecular function: aldose reductase (NADPH) activity.